UGAGUCAGAAUGAAGUAGAAUGCAUUUCCUAGUUUUGGGUGUCGGCGAGCGUAAUGAUCUGUCAAAAUACUUCUGACUGAAGCAUGACCUCUAAGACAUUAUCUGAAGAGUUCCCCAUACACUGGCUUGUAUGGCACAAUGAUUAUGAAAACCUUGACCGCGAGUUAGCAAAGAAAACGCAUGAUAAGGAGUUGUUGGACCCUAGGGGUAGAGCUCCUCUGCAGCUAGCAGUGACCCUAGGGCACAUUGAAAGUGCUCGUGUUUUGCUGAGACAUGGAGCUGACGCCAAUUCUGAAAAUCUCAAAUACUGGUCAGUUCUCCAUGAGUCAGUGAGCACAGGUGACCCUGAGCUGGUUCAGAUGAUUCUCCAGCACAGGGACUACCAGAGGUACACAAAGAGGACUGUUGGUGUACCUGAGCUGCUGCAGAAACUCAAGGAGUCCCCCGACUUCUACGUUGAAAUGAAGUGGGAGUUUGCCAGCUGGGUCCCCCUGAUCUCUCGCAUGUGCCCUAGUGACACAUACAGGGUGUGGAAGAGUGGUUCCAAUGUCCGUAUCGACACCACACUGUUGGGCUUCGACAACAUGAACUGGCAGCGGGGCAGCCGAAGCUACAUAUUCAAGGGGGGAGGGGACAGAGCGACUGUGAUGGAGAUAGAUCACGAUCAGCGCGAGGUGUACAGCGAGACGAUGAAGAUCUCUCCGUCCAUGCCUGACUCCUCUAUCAUGAGACCCUCGGAGGCUGCCAUCGCUGCCAGACUCACUUCCCCCAUAGUCACCACCUACAUAGAUACUGAGAAAAUCUCAUUUGAGAGGUCAGUGUUCAGUGCAAGCAACGUGGAACUGGUCACUAAAACACGUACAGAGCACCUCACGCAACAAGACAAGGAGAAAUCAAAACGCAACAAUAAAACGCCCUUGGAGUCCUUUCUUGGAGUAGCGGAGGAGCACACCAAAACCCAGGCUGCAACAAAUGGGAUAUCAUCAGUGUCUUAUAAUCCCUGUUCCAUCACACCAGAGGAAUAUUUCAAUAAAAUGAUCGACCUUGAGGAACGUGACAUCGGUCGCCCAAUCGAACAGGCAACAAAGACCCAGAAGUUCAAGGCCACCUUGUGGUUGUGCGAGACAUUCCCUCUAUCCCUGCAGGAACAAGUGGUGCCCAUUAUAGAUCUGAUGGCAGCUAGCAAUGCCCACUUUAAGAAGCUUCGAGACUUCAUCACUCUGCAGAUACCAGCUGGCUUCCCAGCAAAGAUUGAGAUUCCACUGUUCCAUGUCCUGAAUGCCAGAAUAACAUUCGGCAACAUCUUUGCAAUGGAGUCAUCGGUGGAGGGUGUGUCCUGCAUCCAAGAUGAGGAAAGUGCGUGUGUUGUAGACGAUAACUGUUUUACCCCACCGCCAGGGUACGGUCGUCUAGGUGACGCCCACCAUUCAAGACUGAGAGAUGAAGAUGAUGAACUCCUUCAGUUUGCAAUACAGCAGAGCUUGAUGGAGGCAGGCACAGAGAAUGAUCAGGUGACAUUCUGGGAGGCCCUGAACAAGACAACUCCCCCAACAGGUCCAGCUCGGGAGGAGGAGGAACGCCUGCUACAGAGAGCGAUAGCGGAGAGCCUGAGACAGAAUUCUGGGCUUGAACCCAGUGGCCCUGUGGAAAUUAGUCAGCCUCGUUCCUCACUGAAUGAUGAAGAAGUGCAGCUGCGUCUGGCCCUGGAAUUGUCACAGAAGGAAUCGGAAGAGUCCGUCAGACGUCGAAAAGAAGAAGAAGAGCAGUUAGAAGCAAUCAUAAAAUUAUCCCUUACCGACAAAUGAUGGGUGUUAGAUCCACACUUUUACCUAGUCCAACUUCCUAGCAGAAUAAAGGGGACAGCUUCAUAGACAAACGAGCUUAUCAGAGCAGUUUCUGGAAUAGUUGUUGCCAGUUAUGGUGCCCAAAUUUGUGUGAAUUGAGUUAUAAAUUUGUGACUUGUUCAUGGCUUUUCAUGAUUUGUCCACUGAUUUUGAACGCUGUGUUUUAGAGAUGUAGGAGAGUUCCCAAUUACAAUUUAAACAGAUCUUCUUCUUCCACAGAAGUGUAUGUAUGGAAAUUUGACAUAUGCAUGAAUGAGUCUGCACAUUUUAUUUUGUACAAUUUUUGUUACAUCUGAGACAACAGCGUUUGUAAUAUUAAGUGUCUUUAUGCAGAGAUUGAUAUUGCCGCUAUGGCUAAUAUUUAUAGUCAAUAACUGGAUGUUGUUUGUGGACAAUUUGAGCUUGACAAACGAUAAAUGAUCCUUAAAUAAAAUAGCUUACUUUCUGUUUUUUGAGUUGAAACAUCCAAGAUAAAUGAACAAUUGUUAGAGAUAAACAUUGGAGGUGAUGAGAGUAAAUCGGUUCGAUGAGAGUGGAUCAGUUCAAAGCCAGUCUUGGUGGCUAAACUGUCAAGGGAGACAACCCAUGGCAAAGCCAGUCUUGAGCAAGUAGUCUGUGAGAGGUAAUCAUUGUCCUCCCGGUUCGUUUCAAGAUGUGACAAAUGACUAACACAAGACAGAAGAUGUUUUAAUGCCUUUUUUAUCACACAGCUAGGUGAUGGUAUCAAUGGUGUAUCAUAUGUAUAUUCUGAGUACAUUAUCAACAGAUUUGUUAUCUUUUCACACGUGCCAUGGAAUUUCCUUUGUCAAUAAUGAGGAUUUUCCAUUUGCAGAAUUGCUGGAACUCUGACCUGUACCUUAUUAGUAGUUGGUUUCUCAUUAGGGAGCCAGUCACAUGCUCUCUUGCAUAUCAUUGUCUGGUAGGUUGACCAUCAGUUUUCUCUAAAUCCAUUUGCAAUCGUUUCCCUUUUUUGGCAGGCGAUACAUGUACCUGGGAAUGUAUUUGGCAGGUGAUAGAAGUAACUGUGAAUGAACUUGGUUAUAUAAUCUCAUGGUGUUGGUUAUAUAAUCUCAUGGUGUAUUUUGCUAUUUACAACACCACAGGUUGACAAGCCUGUGUACUCUGCUAUAGCACAUCUAUAGCAGGUUGUCACAUUUGAUCUGACACUGUCACCUGUCAAUCAUCAUCACCUGUCAUUUGUCCCAUUGACAUGGUUUUUUAGGUGAUGAUGGAAACAAUCAUUAUAAACUGCUCCUAUCAUGAUGGACAUAAGGAAGUAAAUACUUUUUCAUAAAACUUAAAAUUAAAAAUUCUGUUGGCACAUGCACCAUUGUCAUAUGCCAAAUAGGGAAACGAUUGCAUUUACUGUUCUAUGAAAAUGCACAAAAUCUAGUAAUUAAGAUUCUAACUCUCUACAUACUUUGUGUGGUAUAGAUAAACCAAUUCUGGCAGUGGUGAUAUGUCUGCAUAUAGGUGAUUGGCGGUUAUAGGUUUUGUUGGUUUUGUUCCUGUUUUUGCAAGGGUACUGAUAUUACCAUCAUGAUUAUUUGCAGAUUCAUUUCUGGUUGAAAGUUUACAAUAUAACCUAAUGUAUUGGCACAGAGUUGAAAGAGCUCACAUGUAUUCUACUUAAAGAGAUGUAUAUGUAAAAUCAUUUUUAAAACUGGAAAUAUUCCAAAGGCUGGACCAAUUUAUUCUAGUUUAUUUACAGAAAAGACAAUCUUUAAUUUUAGAAGUACCAAAUCUGUUACAAUGCAUAGUUUAUUUUAGAGAAUUUUUAGGAAUAUCUGACAAGAAUCAUGUAAUAAGCUUUCUUUCAGAAUUUCUUAAAUACUUUGCCAUUUAAUAAGUGAUUUUUAUUUCUAUGACAUCCGUUGGAAAAUAGGGGUUAAACUAUAUGCUCUUAUCAUGGUAC
Molecule: messenger RNA, 3759 nt
Organism: Haliotis rubra (blacklip abalone)
Lineage: Eukaryota; Metazoa; Mollusca; Gastropoda; Lepetellida; Haliotidae
Product: ankyrin repeat domain-containing protein 13D-like
Cellular component (GO): cytoplasm
Molecular function (GO): protein binding
Source: RefSeq, a predicted model, not a curated record